Messenger RNA from Chironomus riparius, 1062 nucleotides. The record is from the annotation of a GenBank genome assembly. NCBI's taxonomy places the organism in Eukaryota, Metazoa, Arthropoda, Insecta, Diptera, Chironomidae.
AUGCUUAAAAAGCCAAUCAGAAAUGCAGCAUCGAUGAUUGUCCUUGCACGUGAUGCAUCAAAAUCAUCAAGGUUCGAUUACAAGAUUUUAACAUUCACAAGAAGUGAAAAAACCAGCAUUUUUGACAACACAUUAUGCUUCCCAGGCGGUCAACUUCAUGAUUCAGAUGAGUCCCCAUCCUGGACAUCAUUCUUCAAGCACAACAAAGUCCCAUCCGAGCAACUUCGAAGACGAACGGAAGUCACAAAACCAUUCAUUUAUGAUCCACAAGGCAACAAUAAAAUUGAACGUGAAAUUUCACUCAGAUUGGCAGCAAUUCGUGAGACAUUUGAGGAACUUGGCAUUGCACUUUGCAGCCCAGCUUCAGACACAUCCAAAAGUAGUCCAUUUUCUGAUUAUUUUCAUUCAAAAGACUGCGACAUUCCAUUUUGGCAGAAGCAGGUCCACAACAGCCAUGAAACUCUCAUGAAUUUUUGUGAUCAAUUUGGAGUUGUGCCUAAUAUAACAGGAGUUUAUGAGCGGUCGGUGUGGCUGUCGCCGAUAUUUAAGAAGAUUUUGAAGAGAUUUACAACAGCUGUGUUUAUAACGAUGUUGGAUUCUGUACCUGAGUGUCAUCCUGAGGAGCAUGAGGUUCAUGAUUAUUUGUGGCUUACUCCAGACGAGAUCUAUAAAGGACAGCAAAAUGACAAGCUGUUCCUCCCACCGCACUUAUUUUAUGAACUUCAUCGAUUCCUCGACUGCACAAGCAUUGAUGAGAUAGCAAAGUAUGCAAAACAAAGAGAUGGCCAGUCACUUCCUCUUAUAUACCCAAUCUUUUACAUCCUUAAAGACAGCUUAGCUAUGGUCUUUCCAGGAGAUGAUUUAUAUCCAAAAAAUAUUUAUUUUUAUGAGAAAAAUUACGACACGAGGAGAUUUAGUGACAAAACUUAUGAUGAGAUUAUGAUUGGAUGCAGGAACUUCUGUAGGGCUGAAAUGGAACUUUUACAUUCAAAGAGAUUUUUAUGCAACAUUGAUGAUGGACUUUUGAGGCUGAAAAGUGAAGAAGUGAUUAAAUUUUGUUGA